AAACAUAAAACAGAUGAGGGUCUGUUUAUCUGUCAAACGAGAUAAGCGUAAUUUAUAAACAUGUGAAAUAUUAAGGAAUUUAGUCGGUUUCCUUAUGCUUAACAAAUACAAAACUCUUUUAUUCGGAAUUAUAUUUAAACCCCUUAUGCCUGCAUGCUUUAUUUAAUUAAUGUUAACGCGUUUAAAGUAUGUUAAGAAACAUUUGGUCAAAGUGGGCUGUGUUUUAGUGCGGUCUGGUUUAGUUUCCAUGGAUAUAUAAAUAAUACAAGUUGUAAGUAUUAUACAACAAAGUGACAUUAGUUUUGAAAGUUUUGCGUGCGAAAAGUUUGACUUGGCGCACGCGUGCCAAAGGGCCUUAUCACGAGGUUGCUCGCGCGUGUUUACGUUUGAUAACAUUUCCACGAUUUUCACCAUUCGGCGCGGAGUUUUGCUCUGGUUAUCUCAAAAUUUGCGCUCGAAAAAGAAAUGAGCCUCUAUUUGAUGCUCACGUUUUUUGCUUGUGCCUCAGCUUUACUGGACACAAAAGACGUCGUAUUCGUAAUUCUCAGCCAGGAGAACAGAUAUCAUUUGCAACUUGCGGAAAACUUGAAGCUGGAUAUUUAUAAGCAGGCCGAGCGUAUUUCUAAGAUUCAUCCUAUUGUUCAUUUAUCUCAUUCUGAUUUUCCACAUCCUGGCGGUUGGACUGUUUUACCUCUAAUUCCAAGAUUAGCUAAUUUACAUAAGGGAAACAGUUCCUGGAUAUUUUUUCUCGAGGAUAGGACCAAAGUCAAUUUGAAUGUACUGCUGGACAAAUUGGUGCAAUAUAAUAGCCAAAAAGAAAUCUGGAUUGGCCAUGCAUUGUAUGACAAAGAAGCAUCGAUAAUCCACCAUUUUGCAUUUUACGAUGAUCCAGCCUACUUUAAAUACCCGAAUAUAGCUUCAGGGUUUGCUAUGAGCAUCACUUUAAUUAAAAGACUAGCUGAAAGAAUAAAAAAACACAGCGUCCCACCGUCUGAUUUUAACAUUGACAAUUCCCAUGAACUGGCUCUGUUUGUGUGGAACAAUGGCGCCGGUCAAAUGUUGGAGGACGAACCAACACUCUGUAUAAAGGAGGAACCGCAGUGUGCUGCCUUCCCCACUACUUUCCAGCUAUGUGGCGAGCUGGUGCCGAAGGAGUCCAUAUAUUUCGCUGUCAAAACUUGCCACAAAUACCACAAGGACCGGGUGCCGGUGGUCAAAUCGACUUGGGCGCGUCACGCCGAUACCGUGCGCUUUUUCAGCGACCUAGAGGACGCGUCGAUCCCAAGCGUGACAGUGGGAAUUCCGAACAGCGAGCAGGGACACUGCAGGAAGACCGUAGGGAUCCUGCGGCACGUCGCAGGAGAGAUAAGGCACCGGCCGCAGAUCAAGUGGAUCGUUGUGGCCGACGACGACACCAUUCUCAGUGUCUCGAGAAUGCAGCAGCUGCUCUCUUGCUACAACCCCGACGAGAUGGUCGCCUUAGGCGAACGGUACGGUUACAACGUGCAAAAUAUCAACAACCAUCACGGGUACAAUUACAUCACUGGGGGCGGCGGUAUGGUUUUCAGCCGAUCUCUUUUGGACGAACUCGUUAAACCUGAGCUAUGCGAAUGCCCUUCUCUUACCACACCCGACGAUAUGUACCUCGGUAUUUGUAUAGCCAGACUGGGGCUCACUGUAACGCAUUCGCCACUUUUUCAUCAGGCUCGGCCAGUAGAUUACGCCCAAGGAUUCCUAGAAACUGAGGAUGCAGUUUCUUUUCAUAAACAUUGGAUGAUCGAUCCAAUUAACGUGUACCAACAGUGGUUUUCACACCUCGAUUCCGCUAGUGAUAUCACUUUGCAUCACAAUGAGUUAUAGCACACUUUUUAUAGUCUAUGUACAGUUAUACUAUUAAGUUUUUUAAUAAAGUUUAUUUUGAAAUAA
Brassicogethes aeneus is the source of this 1926-nucleotide messenger RNA. NCBI's taxonomy places the organism in Eukaryota, Metazoa, Arthropoda, Insecta, Coleoptera, Nitidulidae. The record is from the annotation of a GenBank genome assembly.